AUAUCUCGAUAGUCCCAUCGAUAUAUUGCCAGCCUUACUGUGAGGUCUACUUUUUCAAUUAAAUUUUACUUACAUGGGAAAAAAUUAAAAAUGUUAAGUGAAGCAGACAACUUAGCUGACAUCUUUCGUGGUGGACUGCCUUAUUUUCUAAUUAUAACAUUACCCAUAUUAAUAAUAUGCUCACCAUGUCUUGCUAGUGAAUUUCAAGUAAUGUCAAUGACAAAAUUUGAUGUUAAUGGGGAACAAUUUGGAUCGCGGUCAUCCGUAAUAUCAUUAGAAGCUAAAUCCUUAUAUACUUGGAGCACAGGCCGGCAUUGUGUUCUAGCUAGGUUAAUGGACAUUUCCAUAAGUGAUUUUAAUAAGAUCCGUCAAAAAGCCGGUGGUCUUAUCAUUAUGUUUCCAGAUAACGUGCAAGCUUUAAGCAACGAAGUUAAGGAUCAGAUCUUAAUGCUAGAACAGCAAAUGCUUUCUCAAUCCAUACCCAUUCCAGUUUAUUUUGCUCCUUUUACCAAAAACCUGGAGCAUAUUAUAAAUGACAUCACAUCAACACCAAUCCAAAACAAUGUCCAAAACAAAACUGCCCUUGGCCAACUUUUAUUAUCAGUGAACGCCAAUGGUUACCACAUCACUGUAGAUGGCCAAAAUGGUGUAGCAAAUAAAAACAGUAAAGUGUCAACUAUUCAAGGAGAAUUCGUGCCAAAUCCCUUUGCUAUGCAACAGCUGGAGACUGGUGGCGAUAGCAAUAUCUUACCUCUUAUUUUGAUCACAGCCAAUUUGAAGACAUUUGGCAUAAUUAAUGAUUAUCCAUUAAACGCUGAUACGGCGGUUCUUAUGGCACUUAUAGAAAUAUUUAGUAAAUUACAUACCACAGUUAGUACUACGCCAAAAUAUCGGUUAGGAUUCUUGCUAUCGGACUCCGGACUACUACUUAAUUUCCAAGGAUCUAAGAAAUGGAUUGAAAUGGAUGACAACUUAGCAUUACGGAAUGUUGAGUUUGUGUUAUGUCUUGAUACGAUAACCCGAAGCUUAGAUUCCAAUCAACCUAAUGUAUUAUAUAUGCAUGUUUCAAAACCACCUAAAGAAAAAACUUCAAUAAGUAAUUACUUUAAGCUUCUAAAAUCAAUCGCUGGUCAUCACAACAAAAACCUAACAGUGGAGGGUAUUCAUAAAAAAAUAAAUCUAGCCGACUCCAAAUUAUCGUGGGAGCAUGAGCGUUUCUGUAUGAAACGGUUUCCUGCAUUUACAUUAUCCUCAGCGAAAUCCCCUGUAAGUCCGCUGCGAACUACGAUGUUUAAGGAUAACGAAUCGUAUAUAAUAGAGCAUUUGGUUAUUUCCGUGAAGAAUAUAGCCGAAUCACUUGCUUGUUAUAUGUAUAAAAUAGAUCCCUUCUCUGAAGUUUUUGAAGGUCAUGCUGCUAUAAUUGAAGACAAUAUUCGUCCAUACCUCGGAAUCAAAGCGACUUUGCAGAAUAACGACAUUAAAGACGGAUUUGAAAAAUAUCUGAAAAACGUCAAAAUAUUUUUUGACAAACCGGAUGAACGGGAACCAGAUUUUAUGUUUUAUAAUAGCAACAAUCCAAAGCUUAAUAUCUAUCGAGUCAAGCCCGCAAUAUUUGAUCUAUUUCUAACUUUCGCUAUAUCCGUUUAUCUGUUUGGUGUUUAUUUUGCCAUCCAUUUUUUUCCCAGAUUUUAUUCAUUAAUAUCGAACAGCACAAAUAUUUACAUUCGCUGUUUUAUUAAAUCAUCACCUAACGCCUUAAAACGAAAAUAAAAUACCCACUACUAAAUCAAAGAAAAAGAGUUGAAUUACAGAUAUUAUUUAGUACUCAUUAUCAUACAGAAUUGUAAGCUAUCUGAAAUAAAUCUAAGUCAACUGACAGAAGGACUUUUUUUUAAAACUUUCUGAAAAAUAUA
This is a messenger RNA of Drosophila mojavensis, 1913 nucleotides long. RefSeq names its product nicalin. The record is from RefSeq and is a predicted model, not a curated record. Lineage: Eukaryota; Metazoa; Arthropoda; Insecta; Diptera; Drosophilidae. Bases 91 to 1770 code for a protein of 559 amino acids. The transcript is spliced from 6 exons. Gene Ontology annotation, cellular component: endoplasmic reticulum membrane. Gene Ontology annotation, biological process: regulation of signal transduction.